AUGCGACCACAGACCGCAUCGCUCACCCGGGCGCCAUGCCGGAACCUCCUCGACGCCAUUCGGGUCCCGUACGGAGCGCGCAGUUUUGCCGCAACAUCAACACCUCCGCUGCGCGGUGACAGCAAUCGUCCGAUAUUGUCUGUUCUACAGUCUGGGACAUGCUUCCAGCAGCAAAGAUGGAUCACGCAAAAAUAUAUUCAGCGUAUGAAGGAUGGAGAGAAGGAGUGGGCUGGGUUUAAGAAGGAGAUUGAAGCUGGAACGAGGAAGAGCUUCGUGCAACACCUGGAGGAGCGAGGGUUAAUUCAUGAUGUUGUCGGAGAACGCGACUUAUUGCACAGAGUCUUGACGGAGAAGCGGGCUGGUAUUUACGUGGGAAUUGACCCGACCGCUCCUUCAAUGCAUGUCGGCCACAUGCUGCCUUUCAUGGUUCUGGCUUGGGGAUAUGUUUGGGGACUUCCCGUGACUUUUUUGCUUGGCGGUGCUACAUCCAGAGUUGGCGACCCUAGCGGGCGUCUUAAGGGCCGAGAUGCAGUACACUCCUCAAUCCGGAAAGCGAAUAUGGCUAGCAUGCAUAUGCAGUUGAAGAAGCUGGGCUCUAGCAUUGAGCAGUACGGCAGGAGACACGGACACGAGAAGCACCCGAUGUGGAAGCGGGCUUUGACAAACAACAACACUUGGUGGAACUCGUUACCUUUCCUUGAGGUGUUGCGCGAUCUCGGUGCUUUCAUGCGACUUGGUCCUAUGCUUGGCAGAGAUACUGUCAAGACUCGAUUGCAAGGCGAUGGCAUGUCAUUUGCUGAAUUCUCCUACCCUAUCCUCCAAGCUUGGGAUUGGUGGACGCUGUUCCAAAAGGGCACUCAAAUCCAAGUCGGAGGUGCCGAUCAGUAUGGAAACAUCUUGUUCGGUAUGGAGGCCGUCAAAUCUAUCAGCCGGAACACCGCCGACGAACAAAUUCGGAAUCCAUUAGAGUCAGAACUAGACCGACCCAUCGGUUUCACUACACCCCUCCUGACCGCGGCCAAUGGCGAGAAAUUCGGCAAGUCUGCAGGCAACGCCAUCUGGCUCGACAAAGACUUGACUUCCACAUUCGAACUUUACCAAUUCUUCGUGCGCACACCCGAUAAUGUCGUCGAGCGCUACCUCAAACUGUUCACCUUCAUUCCAUUGCCUGAGAUCGCCACCAUCAUGGAAGAGCAGAACAAGGACCCCUCAAAGCGCAUUGCGCAGCACAAACUCGCCUCUGAAUUUGUCGAGCUUGUCCACGGCAAAGCCGAAGCCGAUGCAGUGGCUCUCCAACACCGCCAGCUUUUCCGCCCCCGAUCAUCCACAGCCGAGCCAACUCCUCUCCCCAAAUCAUCUACCCCUCCCGCUAGCCAUGCUCUAUCUCCCACCGCUGGCUUUGAAACCCCGCAAUCUGGAAACCCAUACGCCCCCCAAACUAACUGGGCCAACAUGGGCGAUAUCAAGGUCACUCUCCCUCACUCCCUCGUCUUCGGGCAGCCGUUCAACAGGAUCUUGUGGUCUGCCGGCCUUGUUUCAUCCAAGGGUGAAGGCCACCGAGUCAUUGUGAACAACGGCGCCAAAGUCGGAAGCCGUCCUGGCGACAGCGGUCCCAUGUCGGAUCAACUGUCCUUCACGCCCAUCCGGCCGUGGGAUGCCGAAAAAACAAAAGACUUCGUCUUAGAUGGCAAUCUCUUGAUGCUGAAGUUGGGCAAGUGGAAGUUCAAGGCCGUUCAUAUUGUGAGCGACGAUGAAUUCCGCGCCCAAGGUCUUACAGCUCCUGGAUGGGAGCCAGCCGAGGCAACUGAGCCGACUGGAGCUGAACCGAUCAAAUCGGAAUAA
Molecule: messenger RNA, 1842 nt
Organism: Penicillium bovifimosum
Lineage: Eukaryota; Fungi; Ascomycota; Eurotiomycetes; Eurotiales; Aspergillaceae
Product: tyrosine--tRNA ligase MSY1
Exons: 4
Coding region: 1-1842 (613 amino acids)
Biological process (GO): tyrosyl-tRNA aminoacylation
Cellular component (GO): cytosol; mitochondrion
Molecular function (GO): RNA binding; tyrosine-tRNA ligase activity; ATP binding
Source: RefSeq, a predicted model, not a curated record